Colletotrichum navitas is the source of this 1537-nucleotide messenger RNA. RefSeq lists its product as uncharacterized. NCBI's taxonomy places the organism in Eukaryota, Fungi, Ascomycota, Sordariomycetes, Glomerellales, Glomerellaceae. The transcript is spliced from 4 exons. The record is from RefSeq and is a predicted model, not a curated record. The coding region runs from base 156 to 1112 and encodes 318 amino acids.
CAUCGAGGGAGGUUCACCGACUUAGGGCGCUCUUUCCUUUCCGUAGUAUUUUGAAACGAUUUCUUACACCGCGAUUCCGCAGCAAGACACGUCGUCAAUCCUGCGUCUCAAUCAUCGACCACAUUUCGCGCCUGGCGAAAACUCCAACCGUCGGAAUGGACUCGGACGAAUCGGACUUUUACGGAGACGAGGAGACGGUAGCUGGACUCGAAACUCGGGUCACGUCCUUCAAUGUUGCUCAGUGGUGGGAGGAGAGCAAUGCUGUCCAUAUCAACCGGAGGGUGAAAAAGGAGCCUCUUGACAGCACUAAGCUCCACAACCCAUACGCAGGCGUUCCGUACGCGUGGCAGUUGACAGAAACAGUCGACGAUUUUCUUGCUCGACUUCCUCCCGGGACAACUGAGCAAGACGAUCGUCUCCCUUGGAUCUUCAUCUGUAAUCCGUACAUAGAUCGCAAAGUCAAAUUUGAAGCCCAAAAUCAGCGUAGUAGGGGCAACGAGGAUGAGGCCCCCGAGGAGGAGGGCUCCCGGCUCGAUACGCUGAUCGAAGGAGGCAUCGAGAGGCUGAACAUCUUGCUGAAAUUCAAGCAAGGCAUUAGCACCACCAAGAAGUCCAUGGCGGCCAAGAUGAGAGAGAUAGAUCUAGAAAAGAGGGAGGCUAUCCAGGACAUCUUGGGUCUUGCACAUGCGUGUAAGAUCAAGGCUGGCAAGUGGAUGCUCUUCUGUCAACCCAAGGACGUUGACGAAGUCUGGCGCGUUGUCGCGAGGGCUACGGCCAAUAACGAGUUGGGAAUCGCCGCAAAGGUGGCGCCGUGGAACUCGUAUAACGACCCUACCGGGCGCAAAGACCGGCUUGUGUGCGUCUACACAGCCGACUUUAGCGACAAGGCAGAUGUCACUCGGGUUCUACAGAAGCUUCGGGAGCUGAAAUUGAUCGAGGCUAUGGGACGUCCCAUCUAUUACAAGCCAGAUGCGUUCACAUACCUGGGUAUCGCCUAUGGUAAUCAUUGGGAUGUCAGAGCCUCCAUCUACAGCUCCACCGAUCUUUUAUUAAAUUCCCUGCCCGCUGCUCACGCGACAAAACCGCCCGGAAAGGAUCAUCAAUGGUGCUGACAGGGAAGUUGCUUCUUGAGCAAGAACCAUAUGUGGUGACGAAAGCAUUGCAUUGGCCAAAUCUAUACUCAUAGAACACAUGAAGGAGUAAAUACGAACCAUUCGCGCAUGGUCAGUUGACAUCUAGAUGGAGGGAGGGCCAGUAACACUGCCGUGAGCUCUAUACAUGUCCCUCCUGAUCUGUUUUGAUGGAUAUGUGCAUCGGCAUUCGUAUCGACUCGGUACGCCCGCAGGAUGUGUGUGCUAUCAAAAUAUGUAGCUGUGUUUCGCAAAACAAGCUACCAAACACCCUAUGCCGUAUUUUCCCUUUGAAAUACCCCUCGCUCAGCUACCGUCAUUGAGCCUAGGUUGAGCCUAGAAUGUGCUCAAGGACCAGAAUGUGUGUCCAUUGCCUAUGCCAUUCGAUGUUGCCAUUGUGCAGUCAA